Messenger RNA from Odocoileus virginianus texanus, 1421 nucleotides. RefSeq names its product metabolism of cobalamin associated C (gene MMACHC). Gene Ontology annotation, cellular component: cytoplasm. Gene Ontology annotation, molecular function: cyanocobalamin reductase (cyanide-eliminating) (NADP+) activity; demethylase activity; FAD binding. Gene Ontology annotation, biological process: cobalamin metabolic process. The record is from RefSeq and is a predicted model, not a curated record. Lineage: Eukaryota; Metazoa; Chordata; Mammalia; Artiodactyla; Cervidae.
GUAGUGGGUGCCUCUACGAACUGAAUGAACUACGUGUCCCAGGAUGCAUCGCGCGGAGACCACACAGUCCCGCAGCUGAUCCCCGUAACUGUUGGGAAAUGGAGUCCAAGCUGUCUCAAAGCGUAAAGUCCCGAGUAACCUUGAGACUCCAUUCCCCAGCAGGCUCAGUGUGUAACGUGCACUAUGGAGCCGCUAGUCGCAGAGCUGAAGCAGAAGAUUGAGGACAAGUUGUGCCCUUUUGGCUUCGAAGUUUACCCCUUCCAGGUGGCAUGGUACAAUGCACUCCUGCCUCCAGCCUUCCACCUGCCCCUGCCAGGACCCACACUGGCCUUCCUGGUACUCAGCACACCUGCCAUGUUUGACCGGGCCCUCAAGCCCUUCCUGCAGAGCCACCAUCUCCAACCACUGACUGACCCUGUGGACCAGUGUGUGGCCUACCACCUGGGCCGAGUUAGAGAGAGCUUCCCAGAGCUGCAGAUAGAAGUCAUCGCUGACUACGAGGUACACCCCAACCGUCGCCCCAAGAUCCUGGCCCAGACAGCAGCCCAUGUAGCAGGGGCUGCUUACUACUACCAACGACAGGACGUGGAGUCUGACCCUUGGGGGACCCAGCACAUAGCAGGUGUAUGCAUACAUCCCAGAUUUGGGGGCUGGUUUGCCAUCCGAGGGGUAGUGCUGCUGCGAGGAAUAGAGGUGCCGAAUCUGCGACCCACAAAGCCCCUUGACUGUGUACCCACAAGAGCUGACCGCAUCACCCUGCUUGAACGCUUCAAUUUCCAUUGGCGUGACUGGACUUACCGGGAUGCUGUGACACCUCAGGAGCGCUAUUCAGAAGAGCAGAAGGUGUACUUUUCCACUCCUCCUGCCCAACGCUUGGCCUUACUGGGCUUGCCCCAGCCCUCAGAGGAGCCUAGCUCUCCAUCCCAAGAGAUUCACUUCACUACACUCUUACCCAAGAAGCCUCAGAAUCCCAGGAGAGGCUGGCUCAGCCCCACAGUUUCCCCACCUACAUCCCCCGGUCCCUGAUACCUUCCCUGCCUGUGGGAUCCUCAUUUAGGGCAUUGGCACCUGUUAGACUUUUACACUACUAUUAAUAUUUUGCCAGGGAAGAAACUUAUUUUGGGUAUAAAAUGAUUAUUUUUGAUUAAGAAUUAUAGUAGAGAUCCUAAAUGAAAUGAAAAUAACAAGGCUCAGGAAAGUUUGGUUAAGACAGAAGACCACCACCACCAACAAAAAGACGACCAAAGUAGAUCCAGACCUCCCACCUGCCUUGGAAUAUGGGAUCGCUACCUGUUACCAUUUCUCUGCAGUGCUUCAAAAUACUACCUGUUGCAGGGCCUAAGGAGGAACUAUCCCCUAAAUAAUAGUACCUGCUUCAGAGGGUUAUCAUGGUGACUGAAUAAAUGUGAAAUUGCUUAGCA